Molecule: messenger RNA, 6159 nt
Organism: Lethenteron reissneri (Far Eastern brook lamprey)
Lineage: Eukaryota; Metazoa; Chordata; Hyperoartia; Petromyzontiformes; Petromyzontidae
Product: collagen alpha-1(XVIII) chain-like
Cellular component (GO): extracellular matrix
Source: RefSeq, a predicted model, not a curated record
CCCAAUGCACCAUCAUCAACUCAACUCGCAUACUUUCCUCAAGCUUUUUGUUUUUGAGACCGAAAGGGCAGGGAAACCGCUUGCAUGGUUUUGCCCAAAUCAAUUGAGACCAGAGAAAGUGUGUUACUGAGGGCAGGCACAAAUGAAUGUAGUGUGAUUUUUGGCCUGGGCUUGGUGCAGGAAGAAAUGUCCAACCAGGUCCUUUGAUAAAAAAAAAAGUUUCAUCUUUUUUUUUUACGACAAGAAAAGAGUUGUGCGGAACAAGAAAUGUGGCCUUGCUACGUGAAAGCGUCGUGAGCGCACGCAACCCACGUGCAAAAAGCGCUCAGCCAGCCGGUUGUGAGAUCAAUUGUAUAUUGUGCCUCCCCACCCAAAAUCGAAAGCUACAUGGUAUAAUCCGUGGUGGCAAGGGGGGGUCCCAUUAGCCUUUUCAUGGGACCUCUGUGAUUAAACUCUGGAGGGUGCAUGAGAAGAAGGUUGUGAGAAGGCGGCAAUGCAUCUGCGACCGUGGGUCCUAUGGAGAUAGAAGGGUCUUGACUCGAGUUGUUUACCUUCUCAAGUGACGCGGGUACCGCUCGUUUCUUCGCAUGGGAAUAUCGCAGCGUUAGGCGACGCAGGUGUUAGGCAACUAGAUGGACAUUAUUUGUAGGCAAUGGUUGAUUAUUUUAGGUUAGAAAUGUUGUAUAGACGGCUACAAUCACCUGAGUGAGUUUGGGGUGUGUCUAGGAGUAAAAAAAACUAAUUCUUUAAAGUUUUCCAAACCAUUGAUUUCCAUUGUCUGUGCGUGAAUGGUCGAGCUCUUAGUUCAGUCUAGCCCUAAACAAAGCAGAACGAAAGGGACAUUUAAAGCUGCCCUGCCAACCUGCAUUUCUUGUACUUCUUGCUGCGAGAUUAACUUUACAUCAACAUCGAGUUGCAAACCCGAACAGAUUAGUAAUAUACUGAAAAAAAACCCCAAUAAUAACAAGGAAUUAGUAUAUCGAUUUGAUUUUAAAACGAGAACAAUUGUGUACAUACAAUUGUGCCUUUGUGUAAAAUCGUCCGUGCUUGACAACUUUGAGACAUGCGUGGGAAGUUACUGCGGCCGCCACCGCUCGUGUGCCUGGCUCUCGCGCUGAGUCUCUGCCGCACGGGUCAAGCCCAGUACCUGAAGUGGUUCUGGGAGCGGUGGAGUGGGCAGCAAGAAACCACGACAGCGCCGUCUGCUUCGCCGUCACCUACACUGCACGGCGAUGUCUCAGCAUCUGCCGUCACGCGGCCUCUUGGUUUUAGCACGGCCAGCCCGGCGACCGUCGCUGAGGAGGAAAGUAGCGGAUUCAAAUCUGACGAUUUGGCCAAAAAUGGCAAUUCUGCAGAUGAGAGGUUUGUCCUCUCGCAGCGUGAGGAGUCGUCAGGUCAGCGUGAGGACUCCACGCGUGGGAAUGAGGAUGUGUCGGCGAGAUACGGUGACCUACUAAGUCAGCUUGAUGGCAUGAGUUCUGUUGGUUCUACGGUUGGGCCACUCGAAGAUGCCCUACCAACAUACGUGGAACCGUGCCCUCUACUGCACUGGUAUGGUCCGAAUGGUGAGGAGCAUGAAGUGGACCUGACUCAGAUAGUCGGCGUGCCUCUGCCUGCUGCGGUCUCCUUUGUAAGCGGCUUCGAAGGCUUCCCUGCCUAUCUGUUUGCCGAGGAGGCCAGCGUGGGCCGACCGGCACAGAACUUCCUGCCGGAGCCGUUCCCGCAGGACUUCUCGAUCCUGUUGACGGUGCGGCCCUCGUCGGACGAAGGGGGCGUCCUCUUUGCUGUCACGGACUCGUCGCAGCAGGUGGUGCAGCUCGGGCUCAAGCUGUCGCCCGUGGAGGAUGGGGAGCAGACGCUGCUGAUCUUCUACACGGAGUCGAGCACUGCCGACACGCGCAUUGCCGCUGCCUUCCCACUUCCCGUGGCGACGAACCGCUGGGUGCGAAUGGCGGUGUCCGUGGACGGCGACACGGUCUCGUUCUACUUCGACUGCAAACUCGUCGAGCGGUCGGCCAUCGAGCGUUCCAGCAAUCCCCUGGACAUCGAGGAGGAGGCCAACGUGUUCAUCGCGCACGGUGGCGAUGCUGACUCCGACAAGUUUGUGGGGGCCAUCCAACAGAUGCUCAUCCGGCCUGACCCUAGUGCUGCUGCGGAGCAGUGUGCCGACGAUGACGACCGUGAGGUACAUUCCUCAAGAGACGCUAAGCGGGCAUCUGGUGAGGAGGGCAGUGGAUACGACGACGGGGAUGGAGAGAGCGAGGAAGAGAGCGAGGAAGACGUAGAGAGUGAGCACGAUCAUAGCGAGACCGGGGGAUCGGGGAACGUGGAGACGGUGACGCGCCACCCCAACCAGCAGCCAAUAAGACCUCCCCCCACCAUGGCACCCGAGAGGAGAAGGCCCAGACCAGGCCACGACGCCCGGCUUCGGCCAGAGUCAGACUCUCGCUCCAAGGUGGAGGCCCAUCCUCCUCUCAAGGAGGACACACAGCCAGCACGGGAGGAGGCAGCCAUUGUGUCAAGCCAACCUGGAGAGGCGCUUUUGAGGAGGGAAAAGGGGGAGCAUGGAGAAAGUGGCAGCCCUGGACUUAAAGGCCAGAAAGGCGAACCUGGUUCGGAUGCCUCUGAAGGUGGAGCGACUCCUGGCUUGCGAGGCCCUCUUGGUCCAGCAGGUUCUGGCGGUGCCAAGGGUGAGCAGGGGGACACUGGUCUGAAGGGCGACGUGGGAGAGAAGGGCGAGAUUGGCACUCAGGGUCCACCUGGGCCCAAAGGAGACACCGGCAUCAUGACGGGUGACGUCGUUCCUGGAACCAAGGGAGAAAAGGGUGACAUGGGAGAUCCUGGUGUGAAGGGUGGAGCUGGUUUUGGCUACCCUGGGCCAAAGGGGGGCAAGGGUGACGCUGGGCCCCAGGGCCCCAUAGGUCAGCCUGGCCUCCCAGGUCCCGUGACGUCGGUGGUGCCGCGAGGGGACGGUUCCGUCGCCCAGCUGGUGGAGGGCCUCGCUGGGCCCCCGGGCCCGCCUGGCCCAGCUGGCCCAUCUGGGGAUGCUGGCGAACCCGGUGACCCAGGAGAAGAUGGUCUUCCUGGAGAGAAGGGUCCCCCUGGCUUUCCAGGAAUUGCAGGAGAUCCUGGUCUUAAAGGAGAAAAAGGUGAAACUGGAGUUGGAAAAGCAGGCCUCCCUGGGCCACCUGGUCCUCCUGGGCCACCUGGCCCCACAGGACGACGCAGCAGGCUGAACCUUGAUGAUGCCGAGGGGUCAGGUGACUCAGAUGACGAUGACACAGACACAAUCCGAGGUCCCCGCGGUCCUGCCGGCCUUCCCGGCCCUCCGGGCUCUCCUGGUAUUCCUGGGCCCCCUGGACAGCCGGGAAACCUGAGUUCCCUCACCGCAUUGGCUGGCGUACCAGGAGCCAAGGGGGCGCCGGGACCUGUGGGCCCUGCUGGGAAGAAUGGACUUCCGGGUCAACAAGGGGUCAAAGGAGACAAGGGAAAUAGCGGAGAGGCAGGAAAGGCUGGGCCAGUUGGGCCAAAGGGUGAUGCUGGAUCGCCAGGGUUGAUGGGACCUCAGGGGGCCCGUGGGCCACUGGGGUUGCCUGGCCCAAUUGGACCUCCGGGUCCACCAGGGCCUCCCGCACAUACCAGAGUGAGCUUAUUUGAGGAGGAGGAAGGCUCUGGCGUUGGAUCCAAAUCCCGUGCAGGGGCUGCUGGAGAACCAGGGCUACCUGGUCCAGUGGGACCAUCAGGACUUCCAGGUCUCAGAGGUGAAAAGGGAGAGAAGGGGGACCAAGGCCCUCGGGGAGUCCCCGGGUUGGCGGGACCAAUAGGGCCUGCUGGAGAGGAAGGCAAUCCUGGGCUUCCUGGUCCCCAGGGCCCUAUCGGUGAAAAGGGCAACCAAGGGGAACAGGGUGAAACAGGUCGUGAUGGUGAGAGUAUCAUGGGGCCACGAGGUCUUCCUGGCCUCCCUGGGCCUCCAGGCCCAGCCCUACUCGAGGGGCUGAAUGACUUUGAGGGUCUUCUGGGAAAUCUGAGAGGCCCAUCAGGCCUGCCGGGACCAGAGGGCCUGCCUGGACAAGCUGGUUUUCCUGGCCCUAGGGGACCCAAGGGAGAGUCUGGGCUGGACGGCUCAGCAGGUGCCAUCGGCAUGAAGGGUGAAAAAGGAGAUCCUGGUGGUUUGAUCGGCCCAGAUGGGUCUCUGCUUCCUGAAAUGGCCGGCCUUCCUGGACACAGAGGGGAGAAGGGUGACCCUGGCCCUGUGGGCCCAGAAGGCUUGCUGGGUCCUGUUGGCCCCAACGGCACGAAGGGAGAGAUAGGCUUACCUGGCCGGCCGGGCCGACCCGGGAUGAAUGGCUACAAGGGUGAAAAGGGUGAACCAGCAGACUUUGGGUUUGGGUCUGGCCCAGGCCCCGCCGGCCCCCCGGGUCCUCCCGGCCCUCCUGGCUCUCCUGGCAUCACCGUGGUGGAACGUGGGCUGUCUGCAUCACCACAACAGCACGGUCCCAGGGGGGAUAGAGGCUUUCCAGGUUUGCCAGGAACCCCAGGGACCAAGGGAGAGAAGGGAACAGCUGGAUUACCUGGUCCACCAGGCCCACCAUCGAAUUCCAACUUCGUAGAUGUAUUUGGGAAUUAUGCUUCAAGGGGCACCAAGGGUGACAUUGGGCCUAAGGGAGAGAAAGGAGAGCCUGGUGGAGGUGGCUUCGGAUUGUCGCCACCAGGACCCGUGGGACCGCCCGGCCUGCCUGGGAGAUCCGGCCCUCCGGGACCCAAAGGAGAUGCCAUUUCUGGCCCAAGAGGGCACCCUGGACCCCCGGGCCCGCCCGGGCCCUCUGGUUUUGGCUUUGAGGGCCAACCAGGCCCAGCUGGGCCCCCUGGGCAGAAAGGACCGCCGGGGCCUCCUGGAACAACUUUUGUUGAACAUCACAGAUCAGUUGUCGCAGGGCCUCCUGGACCUCCCGGUCCCCCAGGCACAGCCAGCUCUGCUAAAGGGGCAACCGUUGUGCAAAACUUUGAGGCGAUGGUGCGAUGGUCACGGGCCGCCCCCGAGGGCUCGUUUGUGUACGUCGUGGAGCGUGGCGAGGCGUACGUGCGCGUGCGCGACGGAUGCAGGCAGCUCUACCUUGGAGAAGUGCUGCCCAUUCCCAGAGAAGACGAAGUUGUUGCCUCGUCCCAUGUGCUCAACAUUAUAAACCCGCUGCCCAGCUUCCCGGUGGUGGACCGCAUCCCGACAAGUGGGCACGCCAGCUACCACCACCACCACAACAACAACAAUGGCAACAAUAACCUGGGCAGCAACCAUCUGUCGCCAUCUCACGUGGGGCAUAACUCGGGAGGGAUCGCGUACCCCAGCGGGGACCUGGGCCCACCGUCGCCCGCCGUCGGGUACCCGCAGGCGGGCAACGUCGGCCUGACAUCGGCCGGGAUCGCCUACCAUGAGAUCAACGCUGGUCACUCGUCUGCUGGCACCAGCCACCACGGGCUGCACCUGAUAGCGCUGAACGCCCCGCAGACAGGGGACAUGCGUGGCAUCCGUGGUGCAGACUUCCAGUGCUUCCAGCAGGCGCGUGCCAUCGGCCUGCACGGCACAUACCGCGCCUUCCUCUCCUCCAAGGUGCAGGACUUGGCGUCCAUCGUGCGACGGGCUGACCGUGCCUCCAUGCCCAUAAUCAACCUCAAGGGAGAGGUGCUCUUCAGGAAUUGGGAGGAGAUUUUCUCAGGGUCCGGUGGACAAAUGAACUCCAAUGCUGCCAUCUAUUCCUUCGACGGCCGCAACAUUCUGACGGACCAGGCCUGGCCCCAGAAGUUGGUGUGGCAUGGCUCGGAUGAACGAGGGCGCCGCCUAGUCACACAGUACUGCGAGAUGUGGCGCGUGGGCGAGACUGCCGUCACGGGCCAGGCCUCGCCGCUCUCCUCGCACCGCCUGCUGCAGCAGCAGCCGCAUGGCUGCGCCUCCAGCUUCGCCGUGCUCUGCAUGGAGAACAGCGUCGCUCACGAGCACGUCCGCCGGCGCUGAGCGCUCAUCCUCCUCGUCAUGAUGCCCUCCCUCCCCUCCUGCUCCUCCUUUUCAUCACAAUCUUCCUCCUCUCCGUCCUCCUCAUCCUCUUCAUCCAACCACUUCUCCUCCUGCAACUAUCCCUCCUCUUCUCUCACUUCUUGCCACCUCCU